This is a messenger RNA of Toxoplasma gondii ME49, 5344 nucleotides long. RefSeq lists its product as hypothetical. The record is from RefSeq and is a predicted model, not a curated record. The transcript is spliced from 2 exons. NCBI's taxonomy places the organism in Eukaryota, Apicomplexa, Conoidasida, Eucoccidiorida, Sarcocystidae. The coding region runs from base 692 to 4516 and encodes 1274 amino acids.
GGGGCUCCGGUGGCCGCACAGUGCACAUGCCUGUCUUUCUCGUGGUGUCGGUCAACAGCAAGCAGCCUCCCAGAACGAGCAAUCGACUCUUCUCUCGUCUUUUUCUUUCGCAUCCCUUCUUCUCACCUGCGUUCUUCCCCCUCUUCGUGUCGCCUUCUUGUCUUCUUUGCGUCGUUUAGGAACAGCGGCUCCUCAGAGACCAAGCGAGAGAGAGAGAUAGAGGUAGAGAGAGAGAGAGACCAAGCGAGAGAGAGAGGUGCCUCCCGGGGAAAAGAAGGGCGCCGUCGGUCUCGCCGCAGCGACUGCGCGCUCGGCGGGAGAGAGGAAAUCAGCAGUGUGUGUUGUCCGUUUGCGGCCGAGACAAUUUGGAACGAAAAGUGUAAAAGAGUUUUUUCUGUCAGAAGAGCGUCUCCUUCGCUCUUGCUUCUCUGUUUCGCUUCCCCCCGUCUCUCGCCGGUUUCCGUCUCCGUGUGAAGGCGCCGUAGACAGGGAUCCUUCGCCCGAGAGGCGGAGACAAAGAGCUCUCGUGUUCGGUCUUGUUCUCUGUCGUUUUCCCCUCCUUUUGCUUCUUCACCUCUGCUUUUUUUCCUCGCUGCGGAACGUCUUCAUCGCCGCUGCUUGUGCGUGGCUCUCCGCGCCUCUCUCCUCUCCUCUCCUCUCUGCCCCCCCCCCCCCCCCGCCCCUCCCUUGAAUGCGUCCGUGUCUCCUCGGGAGAAAGCCGAGCGAAGGGAGACUGGAAGAGACGCAAAAAACGCAUCGCCUUCCGCCGCAAUGUAGAAGCGACAGAAAUCAGAGAAGAAGGGAGGAAGCGCGUGGUGUGUCUCUCUCCAGGCGGCUGCCUCGCCUUGUGUGGCUCGUCUCGGGUCUCCCGCUUCUCUCGCCAAGUCUCCCGCUUCUCUCGCCAAGUCUCCCGUCUUUUCUGUGCACUCAGAUUCUCCGGCUCCGCUCUUUGUCCGCUUCAGGGUGUUCUCUCCUGCAGCGCGCUGUGCUGUAUGUCCCUCUCCCCUACAGAAUGGCGAGCGCUCUCAGCAGCCUUCGCGGCUGUCUCGUCUGGCUCCCCUUUCUCCUCGUCUUCGCAGGUCUCUCUGCGCGCGUCGCCGCACUCAGGGCGCCGUCUGCCUCGCCCCUGGCGACGAUCCCCGGCCCUCCGCACCUCCCAGGUGUCCAUACACCCGCGCCGCCUCGCUCGCACAUCGGCGCUUCGCAUCCCGCUCCCCUUCCGUCGUCCAGCGGAGCAAAUGCCUCGCUGAGCAGCCAUGGAGGAUCCGCGACGAAGAGCGGACCUGCCUCUUCCCUCAGGGAGGCGGCCAUCACCUCCUGGUCGGGUGUCGAUACACCCGAAGCUGCGGGGACGUUUGAAGCGGCCCGAGAGGAGGGAAGCGUCUCCUCGGGGGUCUCGACACCUCAGAUGUCGUCCCCGGUUCAGCAGCACGGCGAGUCGCCGGAUUGCCUGGCAAGCGCUCCUCACAGAAAGCCGUUCGUCAGGUCGGGGCCAUCUACCUUUUCUUCUGCUUUCAGUCCUCUCUUCGAAGGCGAGGCGCAGAGACAAAUCGCUUCGUCGUUCUCCACUUUUCUCCCGACGCCCUCCGGAAAAGCCUGGCUCCCCACUCAGGGUCUCUUUCAGGCCUUCAGCGACCCCGACAACGGCUGGGGUGUGCGUCUCUCGUUCCCUACUUCGCCGUGCUCUCUCCCGGCCUCUGCGUUUUUUUCCUUGCAUGCAGCCGUUCACCCAGACGCAGAUCCACCACGUCUCGGUCAGGGAGAGAAGGCCCUCGACAACGAGGCAGGCGGUCCGAGAGGCGACACCACCCCCCCUGCGUCGGCAGAGACAGCCGGUGUGCAGAGCGCCACUCAUAUUGGAGGAGCAGGCGGAGGCAGGAGGGACGCGAGACAUGGUAUGGUCAGUGGCGAGCAGAAAACGCAUGCGCCGCAAGCACAUGAAGACGUCUCUGCGAAGCUCUGUGCAUCGCCAGCUGUUGCGCGGGGGACUCUGGAACGCUCUGUCUCCUCGGAUAGAGAAACAUCGGGGAUCCGAGGAGACAUCGAAGCUCCGCCGCUGUACUCUGUCUCAUUCUCCGCUCCAACCGAUGAGUUGUGGGGAGAGAAUGUCGUGGUCUGCAUGCACUGGUCAGAGCCCUCUUCCUCUUCUCUCUCCGCACAUGAGGGGCAUGCAGAGGCUCUCCAGCCAGCUGAGUCGAGAGGCGAGCCACCCAGAAGAGACGUCGGUGUGGGCGUCGAAUGGCCUCGAGAAACGUCAGCGAAACAGGCUGUCGCUCUCGCGUUCGGACGAGUCCCUGACGCCUGUGUUUGGGGUCGCGCAACAGCCAGCCGCGGCGGAAACAGCAGAGACACUUGCGCGAAACCGCAGGUGGAAGUCGCUGUUGAGGGAGGAAGGCGGACUGACCAACACACCCAGAGUCCGUCCAGAGCAGGCGUCGUUUUCGCAGAGACAGACGAGGCGCGAGAGACGACGGGGAAGGAGUCCGAGCAGGCUUCCUCUCUGUCGCUGCCAGUUUUGCAUGCAGCUCCACGAAUGCUGUCUCUGAACGGCGUUUACGACGUCCACCUCGCUCUCCCGCUCCGUCUCUCUCCCCCUGCCGGCGCCUCGAGGCCGCAUGGAGACGCGUCGGGGGCUGGGAUGACUGGGCAGGUUGCAGAUGCAAACGGCGAGGUCUGUGAAGGCCAUUUUCGGAAAGACAGUGGGAGCUACGACGAUGGAGGAGAUGGCCAAGGAUGGAGAACGGCGACGGGAAGAAGAAAACACACGGGCCGGGAAGUCGGCGAGCGCCGAACUGGCGCGGGUAUCUUGGCGGGCGCGCAGUGUACAGACUCCGGAGCGGAGGGCGGGGGAGGCAGGUGGGGAAGGAAGGAGACAGAGCGAGGCGGCAUGGACGUGCAGAUGGGGGACGCUCAUGCGUUGUUCUCCCGCGAACAAGGAAGCGUCCAGGCGAUGUCUUCGUUGCGCAGAAACCUCUCUUCGCGAAGACGGUUUACAAAGGCCGACAUCAAAGAGGCUCUCAAAUCGGCGCUCGUGGUGGUAAAAACGAAACUGUCAGGAGGAUGCGAAGGACCUUACUCGAGUCAGGCUCUUGCUCUGACGAGUCUGCGGGCGUCGGUCCCGCUGGUCGCUAGUCGCUUGCAGAGCGCCGUGGGCGGCGGAAACAAAGCGAGAGAACAAAAGGGCCAACACGACGGCGGUCGCGUCGACGGCGACAGAAGCGGAAAAGAAGAGCCACUCGGAGACGCGAGGGAAUUUAGCAGGCAAGGCCCUGCCAGAGAAGAUCCUUUCGUGGACGUGACUGUGCCUCUUGAGCUCUCGAUUCGAGGCGAGGACCUCCCUGUGGAUCUCGCUCUUUGUCUGUACACCAGCCGCCUGGACACCGAUCCUCUUCCUCUGGGUCUGGUGCAGCUUGCCGCCCCUCCGCCGCUGUCAGACGCCGUCCUUUCGAGCUCCGGUUUGUCUCGACAGCCUGCAGAGACGCGGGCGUUCUCCGGCGCGGCGCAGAGCGAGUCGCAGCGUUUCGGACAGAACACAAUUCGAGGCAGGGACACCCGAACAGCGCGGGAGACCUUGGAGCCCCAGGCGCCUGUGGCGGCGAUUGCCGGAACCAGCAUUCCGGCCAAAGCCGUCAACUGGCUGGCGGCCCAGCUCAGCCGCUUGAACGUUCUGCGCCGAAGCAGCGAAGGAACAGCGGAGCUGGAGGAGACGCUUCGCCCCGCGGGGGUCGACGAGUCGGAGUCGGCGUCUUGGUGGGAGAGAGCCUUCGCGUUUGCGGCCUCGUUGUGGGGCGGUGCCCAGGCGGCUGCGCGAGGCUCGACAGACAGCUUCGCAGCAGAUGCUGAAGAGCGUGAGACAGAAGCCGAAGAAGACUUCUCUCGGGCGUCGCAUGCAGACGCUUCAUGGGCCGUCUACGCUCCCUUCGCCGUCCUGGUCGGAGCCGCUGCGGGGUACAUCCUCACGCUCCACUGGCAGGCGAGAGCCAAGAUGCAAGAAGCGCGCGCAAAGACAUGCACCGGGCCGUGCUGCUCUGACGCGCCCUCCGACUGGCUUGCGAUCCGCUCUUCGCUUCGCGCCACCCAUGCACUCUCAUCUGCUCAUCUGUCUCCCUUCUCUUCUUCCCUCGGCGAAGCUCGCGCGAGCGAGGGCGGCAGUCGGCGCCCAAACAGGCGCCCCAAGGCCUCGCUUGCCUCGUCUCUUUCAUCUUCUUCUCAAUCUGCCGAUGCUUCGGGCGUCUCUGCAGCUUCUCCGCCGACCAGGAAGUCUCUGACGUCCUCGCGGAGAAGCCGAAGGCCCAUCGCUGCGCCGGCGGAGCUCCUCACACCGAGUCGAAGGAUCUACGAAACGCUCUGGGGCGAGGAGGAGAUCCUUAGAGACAGGCGCCCCAACGGCGGCGCGAGCGGCCUCGGCGCCUCUCCCUGGCAGUGGCCGGAAGAAGGAAGCACGAGGAGUGGAAGAAGAAAACAUGAGAGAAGACCCAACGAGGUCGACACCGCAAGUUGGCCGAUCUCCUACUGAGUUGGUGCCGGGAAUAACGCGGACGAACAUGUCGGUGCAGCGAGUCUGCACAGAAAACAGAAACGCCCUCUGGGACUCGCUACGCGAGAAAAACAAACCGGUGCAAGGGUAUACCCACACAGAGAGAGACAGACAUAUAUCCCCAUGUAUAUAUGAUGUAGUGAAAACAUUUAUAUAUAUAGUUUAUUAUAUAUAGUAUAUUAUAUAUAUAUAUAUAUACGUAUUUUUUCGUUAAAUGGGUUGCAUGGCCCUGAGGAAAGGAGUGCGUAGGUCUUUUGUUGAGUUCAGGGAACGGUUUUGGGGGUCUCUGUCGUGGAGAGAAGGUCGCGUUUAGUGUGUCUCUCUCGGAGUUAGAGAACAGAAAAGCCUCUGUUUCGCGUCUGCGAGCACAUGAACGGAAGACGGGGCCUCGCUGGAAGAUGUCGCAUUUGUAGUGCACAGCGCGCCCGUCGGAGAGGAGUGUUUGACGGCGUCUGCUCUGUCUACUGUGUUUCAUGUUUAUUUCUGACAAGCGAGCGGGAGAGGGGGGGGGCAGUGAGGGCGUUGGACACAGUUUCGUUUUUCUGUGCUAGACGAUGCCGCUUUCUUUGUUUCAAGCGUUUUUCUUUCAUCAAUCGCGCACCGACGCCUUCCCUGGGUCUUGCCGGUUCGCUGCCUCUGCGUACUAGUUGAUUUGUUGUUCGCGAUCAAGAGACUUGCCCGAAACGGUCUUGGGGACUGGAGCAGGCACCCGUCGAGGUGGACGUUGGGUUUGCCUCUUGAAUGCCUAGUUUCUUUUUCUCUAGAAGACUUCAGUGGAGAAGGCGAACUUCAGAAGCUGGAAAAAGG